CUCCGAACUAAGUAUACGCCUCAGUAUCGGUCACAGAGGGUACCUCUAUGAACGUGUAUACUUGGGGUCAGUGUGCAUACGCAGGUUGCGCGUGUAAACGUUCCUCUCUUGAAGUGAACCGUUUCUGUAGGAAGCAGGAUGGCACCAAGGUACGAGUUGGCUGUAGGCCUCAACAAAGGCCACAAGACUUCCAAAAUCAGAGUGGCGAAGAAUAAGUCAGAAAGGGAAAAAACUGUCGUUGUCCGGCCAGCCAGACUGAAGGGCCGUCAGACGAAACACACCAAGUUCGUUCGUGACUUGAUCCGCGAGGUAACCGGCCAUGCCCCGUACGAAAAGCGAGCCAUGGAGUUGCUUAAGGUUUCCAAGGAUAAGCGUGCUCUUAAGUUCUUAAAGAGGAGGCUGGGUACUCACAUCCGCGCUAAGAGGAAGCGCGAGGAACUUGGAAACAUUCUUGUCCAAAUGAGAAAGGCAGCCGCGCAUCAUUAGGUGCAACACCUAGCUAUAAGACUUUGUACCUUAAGCGAAUAAAGGGAUUUAGUAACAUAAGUAA
Molecule: messenger RNA, 550 nt
Organism: Orussus abietinus
Lineage: Eukaryota; Metazoa; Arthropoda; Insecta; Hymenoptera; Orussidae
Gene: RpL36
Product: 60S ribosomal protein L36
Exons: 4
Coding region: 139-486 (115 amino acids)
Biological process (GO): cytoplasmic translation
Cellular component (GO): cytosolic large ribosomal subunit; ribosome
Molecular function (GO): structural constituent of ribosome
Source: RefSeq, a predicted model, not a curated record